Molecule: messenger RNA, 1329 nt
Organism: Theileria equi strain WA
Lineage: Eukaryota; Apicomplexa; Aconoidasida; Piroplasmida; Theileriidae
Exons: 2
Coding region: 1-1329 (442 amino acids)
Source: RefSeq, a predicted model, not a curated record
AUGGUUACAGGGAGACGUAAAUCUGCCCUUUACGCGGAUGAUAAAGGCGGGGAUACAAUAAAGCCGUCUGGCGGGUAUGAAGAGGGAGUGGACUACAAGGAAACUAUGGAAGAGGAGGAACGGGAGAGUAUGGAUUACAUUGACAGAAUGGCUUUUGAUGUCCCAGAUUCUACGCAAGAUGAAUCAAACCAGAGCACAGAUGGAUACUUUGACUGGAAGGGAAUCGCUGAUGAUUCCACACCCGAAAAAGAGAGCGUUUCUGAGAAGGGCAUAGAGAUUUCGGCAGUGCCGGAUGCAUCGCAAGAUGAUGUUAUAAAGACCGCAAAUGUGGAUGGUAAAAAAGUUAAUGAUGUAGAAGUCGGUAACAGACCAAUCAAGAGUGGGUCUGGUAUGGACAUGGAUUUUCAAGUAGAAGAUUAUGAACUCGGAGUUACAAAUGGUCGUCUUAAUGAAUGGCCCUUGGAAUGGGUUCCUGGCGAGAAAGUCUGUGGAUUCUUUCCUAUUUUGAUAGACGAAUACUCUCUGAACCCAUCUCCGCUACAGAUUGGAUUCGAGGAGCCAAUAAGGUUCCGUGGAAAGCAUGUAGAGAGUACCUUUAACUCUAUAGUAGACAAGGUUGGAGACAAGGAGGUGUUUGGAAUGUGUUUUCUCAAUCCAAACUCUGGUCAAUUGGCUCCACUGGCCGUCUACGCCGAGCUUUUGUCCAAGAAGACCAUAGUAGACGGUGGAGGUGAGAGUCUGGAAGUGGUUGGUCGUGUUUUGGGAAGAGUUUUGAUCAACAAGAUACUGCUCGAGGAGCCAUUUAUCAAGGCAAAAAUCUGUCCGAUGGAGGACAAACCAGGCCUAGAAAAUCCCGAUAACAUUCCCAAGAUUGUUGACGAAAUUACAAAUCUGUACGGACUCUGCAAUGAGCUUGAGGCUCAAAUUAUGGAGCUCAUAGAACAGCCAUACGCCGUUAUUAGGAUCAAUAACAGGAAACCUCUAUUCAAUAUUAUCGAUGAACGACUUGGCAAGUUUAUGGUUGACCCAAAGGCAGUUAAUCAAGGCUUUGCUCAGAUCGCCGCCUAUGCAGCAUUUGACCAUCACCUCAGUGCCUGUGAAAGAUACGAUGCUCUGGUCAUGCAAAACUCGGAAGAUCGACUUCGCUUUGUCAGAGACCACCUCAAGAUCAAGAUUAGACAGCUCACCAUUCUGAAGAACGCCCCUAGGGAUCGUCUCGAGGAUCUUGUCAAGCAUUUUAGAGACAUUAGAUACUCCGAGGAGUCUGCAAGAGAUGCUGGCAAAGCGAUCGCAGACAAGUACUCCGUGGACCUUGGACUUGACCAGUGA